AUGCUCCAAGGAAAUCAAUCCAUGGUGGAAGAGUUUGUCCUACUGGGCCUGUCCCAGACCAGAGAAGUCCAACUUGGCCUCUUUCUCCUUUUUCUCCUCUUUUAUUCUCUGAUCCUGCCAGGAAACAUUCUCAUCAUACUGACCAUUCAGAAAGAACCUCAGCUGAGCUCUCCCAUGUACUUCUUCUUAGCCAACCUGGCUUUUCUGGACCUCUGUUACUGCUCCAUCACUCCUCCCAAGAUGCUGGCUGACUUCUUCUCCAGCCACAAGACCAUCUCCUACAAAGGCUGCUUAGUCCAGAUCUUCUUUCUUCAUUGGCUAGGAGGCUCUGAGGUUUUCCUUCUCAUUGGCAUGGCCAUUGACCGCUAUGUGGCCAUUUGCCACCCUUUGCGCUAUACCAGUCUCAUCAGCAAAGUGGUCUGCUACAUUUUGGUCCUGACAUCCUGGUGUCUAGGGUUCAUGCACUCUAUUAUCCAGGUAAUCCUUAUUCUCCCACUACCAUUCUGUGGACCUAAUGAACUGAAUAAUUUCUUCUGUGAUAUCACUCAGAUCAUCAAGUUGGCUUGUACUGACAUUUAUGCACUGGAAUACAUCAUGUUCUUCAACAGUGGCUUGGCCACCUUGAUGUGUUUCAUCCUUCUCCUCAUUUCCUAUGGGGUCCUUUUGGUCAAGGUGAGAGCAGAUUCUACCAAAGGAAAGAGUAAAGCAUUCUCUACAUGCAUCACCCACAUCAUCAUCAUCUUCAUCAUGUUUGGCCCAGCUAUCUAUGUCUAUUGCCGUCCCUUUCAGGAAUUCCCCUUUGAUAAGGUGGUGGCUGUUUUCCAUACAGUGGUCUUCCCUUUGAUGAAUCCCAUGAUCUACACACUGAGGAACAAGGAGAUCAAGCAAGCCAUGUUGAAAUUGUUAGGCAAAAUUAAAGUUCAAAGCAGAAGAUGA
Python bivittatus (Burmese python) is the source of this 936-nucleotide messenger RNA. Its product is annotated as olfactory receptor 4N2-like. Gene Ontology annotation, cellular component: membrane. Lineage: Eukaryota; Metazoa; Chordata; Lepidosauria; Squamata; Pythonidae. Gene Ontology annotation, molecular function: olfactory receptor activity; G protein-coupled receptor activity. Gene Ontology annotation, biological process: G protein-coupled receptor signaling pathway. The record is from RefSeq and is a predicted model, not a curated record.